Molecule: messenger RNA, 684 nt
Organism: Drosophila eugracilis
Lineage: Eukaryota; Metazoa; Arthropoda; Insecta; Diptera; Drosophilidae
Product: cyclin-dependent kinase inhibitor 1C
Exons: 2
Coding region: 68-595 (175 amino acids)
Source: RefSeq, a predicted model, not a curated record
AUCAGUCAGCUCUUUGCUUUCGAACCAAGCUCAGUUUUAAAUCAAAAAACAAAAACCAAAAACCAUCAUGUUCAAAUACGCCGUUGUCAUCUGCGCCCUGAUUGCCUGUGUGGCUGGUAAGCCAGGAUUGCUCCACGCUCCUCUGGCAGCUCUUCCAGCUCCUGUCAUCGCUGCUCCUGCUCCAGUCGUCACUGCCGCCAGCAGCCAAGUUGUGGCCAGGACCUUCAAUGGCAUUGCCGCUGCCCCAGUGGUCGCCCAAGUUCCAGUGGCUCCCGCUCCAGUUUUGAGGACCCUCGCUGCUCCCUUAGCGGCUGCUCCUCUUCCCGUUCCUGCUCCUGUUGCCUUUGCUGCUCCUCUUCGCGCUCCCCUGGCUGCUCCCCUGGCUGCACCCCUGGCUGCUCCCCUGGCUGCUCCCUUGGCUGCUCCCCUGGCUGCUCCUAUCCUUAACAGAGUUGCACCAUUCGCUGCUCCCAUUGCCACACCCUUCGCUGCUCCGUACACCCAUCCCUAUGCUGCGCCUGUUCUGGCCAAAUACACCGCUCCAUUGGCUUAUGCCCCAGCACCUUUGAACUAUGCCGCGCCCGCUUUGUGGUAAAGGAAAAAACAUUCAGACCCCAGGGAUUAAGCAACCGUUUGUGUGUCCAAUGACUGAUAGCCCUUAAUAAAAUUCGUUAAAAUUAAAAA